Messenger RNA from Esox lucius (northern pike), 4909 nucleotides. RefSeq names its product matrix metalloproteinase-16. The record is from RefSeq and is a predicted model, not a curated record. Gene Ontology annotation, cellular component: extracellular matrix. Lineage: Eukaryota; Metazoa; Chordata; Actinopteri; Esociformes; Esocidae. Bases 363 to 2204 code for a protein of 613 amino acids. Gene Ontology annotation, biological process: collagen catabolic process; extracellular matrix organization; skeletal system development. The transcript is spliced from 11 exons. Gene Ontology annotation, molecular function: zinc ion binding; metalloendopeptidase activity.
AGGCGCAGUCACUGAAGGUAUGGUUGAAAACCAACAGCUAUGCCGCGUAGCGCAGAAUCUAAGCUUAAUGUGUCUAACAACAUCAUUAGAUGUGCAUCCACUGAGAGGAACUGAGGAGUGGACAAAGAAAACCGAACGGAACAGCUGAAACACAAUAAUUAUUGUCUUCUCCGGAUAACUUCGUCUUCAACCGCUCGACGAGCCAAGGCGACGAUUAUUCUUUCCCCGGGCAUGCGAGAAAGAUACCAUCACCACCAAUGUUUCUCCUAGCCUCCGCCUGAGACGCCAGGGAUUUACUCCUUGUCCGUUUGGUUUUAUUUACUAUUAAUAAAACAAGCACACAAAAUAUAAAGAGGGUCAUUAUGUUUUUUUUAGCAUUCCACUCUAGAAGACGUUUGAAUAGAUUUUAUCUAGGACCGUUGGUUUUGCAAUUCUUGCUGUGGAUUUUAUGUGCUGUGAACGGAGAGGAGCAACCGUUCAGCGUAGAGACCUGGCUCCAGAGGUAUGGCUACCUCCCACCAACAGACCCCAGAAUGUCAGUCCUGCGGACGGCCCAGACCAUGCAGUCUGCUAUCGCUGCCAUGCAGCGCCUUUAUGGCCUCAACGUCACAGGAUCCCUGGACAGGAACACUAUAGAUGAUAACACAGUAAGCUGGAUGAAGAAGCCUCGAUGUGGGGUACCAGACCAGUUAGGGGGAGCAUCCAAAUUCAGUGUCAGAAAAAAGCGUUACGCCCUAACCGGGCAGAAGUGGCAGCACAAGCAUAUCACAUACAGCAUAAAGAACGUCACGCCCAAGGUAGGCGCAGAAGAGACGCAUGACGCCAUCCGGCGGGCGUUUGAUGUGUGGCAGAAUGUGACGCCGCUCCGCUUUGAAGCGGUCCCCUACAGUGACCUGGAGCGGACAAAGAAGGACGUGGACAUCACCAUCAUCUUUGCCUCUGGCUUCCACGGUGACAGCUCACCCUUUGACGGUGAGGGGGGCUUCCUCGCCCACGCAUAUUUCCCUGGCCCUGGGAUAGGAGGGGACACCCACUUUGACUCAGACGAACCCUGGACCCUGGGCAACCCGAACCACGACGGUAAGAUGGGUAAUGACCUUUUCCUCGUGGCGGUCCAUGAGCUGGGUCACGCCCUGGGACUCGAGCACUCAAAUGACCCCACAGCCAUAAUGGCCCCCUUCUACCAGUACAUGGACACGGAGAACUUCAAGCUGCCCCACGACGACCUCCAGGGCAUCCAGAAGAUCUAUGGUCCACCCGAUAAGGUUACCCAGCCGACCAAGCCUUUACCGACAGCCCCCCCACACCGAUCACAACCUCCCUCGGACCCCCGCAAGCCUGACAGGCAGACUCGACCCCCCAGGAUACCAACGGGGGAUAAGCCCAGCCACCCCAACGCCAAGCCUUACAUAUGUGACGGGGGCUUCAACACCCUGGCCAUUCUGAGAAGGGAGAUGUUCGUGUUCAAGGAUCACUGGUUUUGGCGGGUACGGGACAACGCAGUGAUGCCAGGGUAUCCUAUGCUCAUCAAUGUGUUCUGGAGAGGACUGCCCCCCAAGAUUGACGCUGUCUAUGAGAACAGUGAGGGGAAAUUUGUCUUCUUCAAAGGAAAGCAGUUCUGGGUGUUCAAAGACACCAUGCUCCAACCGGGCUACCCCCAGGACAUCUCCAUAUUCGGCCCCGGCAUGCCAACUCAGAGCAUCGAGACCGCCGUCUGGUGGGAGGACGUUGCCAAGACAUACUUCUUCAAAGGGGACAGGUACUGGCGCUACAACGAGGAUAUGAGGACAAUGGACCCGGGCUACCCUAAACCCAUCACUGUCUGGAAGGGUGUCCCGGAUUCUCCACAAGGAGCCUUCGUAGACAAAGCCAAUGGUUUCACAUACUUCUACAAGGGGAAGGAGUACUGGAAGUUCAACAACCAGCGGUUGCGAGUCGAGCCUGGCUACCCCCGCUCCAUUCUGAAGGACUUCAUGGGCUGCGACCUGACCCCGAUCGACCCCGAGCGUCCGCCCACGGAGGACGUGGACAUAGUCAUCGAGCUGGACAACGAGGCCAACACGGUGAAGGCCAUCGCCAUUGUCAUCCCGUGCAUCCUGGCCCUCUGUCUCAUCGUCCUGGUCUACGCCGUGUUCCAGUUCAAAAGGAAGGGAACGCCCAGACACAUACUGUACUGCAAACGCUCCAUGCAGGAGUGGGUGUGAUGACAGGGGAGGGACACAGAGGGGGUCCGCAAGUUGGACCAACAUCAAGUUAUUAUACCCCCCCAGUAUAAUGGAAUGAAUGGCCCCACAACUACAGCCAGACGGGGGGGGGGGGUGGAGGUCACACUAACGCCAGUGACCCCGCCGUCAUCAGAUCUGAGGACUGCGGCCCCCGAUUUUAGACCCACUCCCCGAAGCUCCCCUGUCUUUUUAAAGGGGGGUAGGGAGAGGACGGGGCCUUUGCCUAGAUAACACCUUCACCCCCCAUUUCUAGCCCCGCCCAACUACCGCGCCCGGUGCAAACUAAUUACGGGUGACUGCAUACUUGGAAUGUAUCUGAAAGGGGGCGUUGUGAACUGAGUAGGUUGGACUCGCAGUGACGGGUGUUUUCAGCGGGUGGGGUCAACGAGGCUCCGCUAUUGGUUGGACCAGCCCCAGCCCAACGCACCGCAGGUCAGUUUACAUAUCAGGUAAUAGGAAAACUGACGUGUCACGUUAAGAUAAUGAACGUGGUGGAUUGGGUUUGUUUAUCUGGCAGGUUAGAAGAAUUAGCUUUGUUUUAGGGGAAAGGGUUUGGCUAAAAUAAUACAUAGGUUUAUUGACUCAUCGUACUAAAACUGUCUGCUAACAAAUUGGUCCGAUUAACUGUUUACACCCAGUUUUGUUAAUGCACCAAAUUCUUUUGUAACGCCCACAUUCGGAUACAGUCAAACUGCAGUUACCCAUUUCUUGGUGAAAUCACUCUUAAAUGGGGAAGAACUUUCAGGUUGUUUUCAUUUCUUCCCAUGGUGCCCUGCAUCAGUCAUCCUCCUGUCAUCUAAUCAGCCUGUGAUCGAAUCAGUAGAACACAGCCAGUCCAUAGCUACAGUAUCUUACUGUAGGUCUUAAACCCUUCUGCACGCACUCAGAAAGACUAAAGACCCCCAAUAACUAACAUUGCUGAAUUUAACUAUCGAGUUACCAACUCCUGUCUCUUUUUAUUGUUUAGUUUUUUCUUCAAAAUAUAAUUUAUUUUUCAAAAAGAAAGUUUUUACAAUUCCUUUUAAAUGAGUCCUGAAGAUUUAAACAACCCAAACCAAAUAAAGACUUUUUUCUCUCCAAAGAGGAUCGCUUUUUCCCUUUUCAUACUAUUUUUUGCAAUCAUUUUGACUUUUAUUUAAAACAUUUUUGCUCUCCUUGAUCUUUUAUGCAGUGCUGAAGAGCCAGGGGAGACGUUGACUGUUGUGGCAGUCUGUCUCAAAAACAGGAGCCAAACUAUUCUGCAAUAUUUUUAAUGGCCUUAAUUACCGAUCAAUUGUGUUCUUCUCAUGUUUGGUUUGUUGUUUUUCUGCUAUUUUGUAUACUGCUUUGUUAAUUUGUUCAGUUGUUUUGGGAUGAGCUGGUGGGCCUCGUUGAUUGCUUUACAUGAUAGGUAGUCCUGUGUUACCAUGGCUGCAUUCCAAAUGGUACCCUAUAUCCUAUAUUAUACUUAAGGCUUAGGGUUCCAUUUGAGAGGCAACAUAUUGCCAGAGACCUCAGCGCUGGUUUGCCAGGCCACUAGAACAGGAAAAAGUGUCAGCCUGUAUUUAUAUAGUUUUAAGGCAAAGGCUCAAGGUCAAUAUAAGGAAGGAUGGAUUUUCCUGAAAAUGCCACUAAAGCUGAGUGUUAUGGUAUCUGACAUACUACAGCGGUAUGACAGGACAGACCGGUGAAUGAAAUGAAAGAUUAAAAUGCUUUUACCCUCAAGAUUUGCUCAUUGUUAUCGUCUUGACCCCAGGAACCCCUUUGAAGUAAUAGUUCUGUAUUGGCUACGUUUGCAUCCAAAACAGACUUUAUGGUCUUUUGAGCGCACGGACAGAUCGUGUCUGACCUUCUUGACUGCCUUGUCGAGAGAGUCCUACCGAAGUCACAGACGCCUACUACCCAAGAUGCACUUGUCUCUCGACUGAGGACCAAUAGGAGUGGCUGUGACAUCAGUCAAGACAAUACAGUGCCUGUGUCUACUUUGUCGGAGUGCAUGCAAGCAUCUACAUCCAGUUUGGACUGCUCAGAAGCAAAUCUUUUUGAAAUGAAAACAGAACAAGUGAAAACAAACGACGUGGAACAACAGGAUACACAGAGGUAGCAUUUUGUUUCUCCAAUGCUUGAAAAAAAGAACAGGUUUCAUUUACAGUGGAACGUUCUUGCUGGUUCCUUGUAUGCAAAUGGAACGCAACGUGCAGCAUGCAGCUUGACCAAUGGCUCUGACUACAGCUACGGAAGGACUUUACCAUGUUGACGCUCAAACUCUUGAAUAUACCUUGUUUGCAUUUAUUUUUCUAUGUUUCAUCGUGGCGGGUUCCCUUUUUGGUACAAUAAAACAAAUCAAAAGAGUCGUUGGAACCUCAACGUUCAAAUGGUACAUUGAGAUUAUCUCACCUGAGCUUAAUUUCUAGGUAAUUGGUAAUUGGCGAGUUGGCCAUAACUAUCUUGAUUUGGUCACCAAAUUAGACAAAAGUAAAUAGCAAACUAGUGUUGUUGCUUCAUGGCGAACAGUGUUUGAAUGUGUGUCUGUUUCAUAAUGGUUUAUACUUUCUUUCUUUUUGCAAAAACAAAUUCUCUGAAUUCUCUGAAAACAUCUCUGAAUUCCUUCUUUGUGUAAGACUCAGAUUGGGACCGUGGAAAAUGUCCUGACAGAAAUAAUAAAUUGAUCAGUAUAUGAUUAAAAAAUGAUGCCUUGAAACUCA